AUGCUCUCAGCGUUGGCCGACCGCUUUUCUGUUACACGAUCACUCGAAAACCUUGUUACAGGUCGACGAAUGACAUGCACAUCUGCAGUCGCAGAUUCACCCAUAAAUUCGACAAAUCCCAAUCAUCGUAAAUCUAAAACUAAUACAAUCGAUAGUAAUUCUCCGCAAACAAAAUCUUGUCAAAACAUGAAGUGUAUUGUUUCACCUAAACCAUCUAUAAAUCCAACAACAAAACGUAUGACACCAGAUUAUUCGGAUAUGGAACGAAAUAAUAUUUAUGCUGAAACACCACCAAAACCUAAACCAAAUUCUUCAUCUUCAUCAUCGAUAUUACCACCAACACUUGUUAAUGGUACAAAUCAUUAUAUGCCUAUCGUUCAACAAAGACGAUCUGUGAAUACUACGAAUCGUAAUGAAAAUGUACGAAGUUUAAAUGGCACAUCAAGUUCAUCGGUAUCAUCGUUUUCAACAGCAACUUGCUCAUCACGAUCUACAACACCAUCGAAUUCAUAUCGUCAUGAUCCAACUUCGAUUAUGACACGUUCAGCUGAUGCAUCAUCAUCAUGUGGAUUAAUAACACAAACCAAAAACGGAACAAAUAAUAUUAAAUCAAAGUCAACAUAUGAUAUUGAUACAUCAACCAUUGAUCGAUCAAAACAACAAACAAAAGAUAAUUUGAAUAAUAAUAGUAAAUGCUUAAAUACGAUUGCAAAUGGAAAUUUCGUACCGUUACAAUCUGUCAAAGAAGAUGAAUGUCUUGAAGUUGAUAUUAAUUCAAACAAAGUACGUUCAAAAAAUGACGAUGAACAGCAACGUAUGUUGAUCGAUAUUCUCAAACAAAAAUAUCCACGACAACAUGGCUCGUCGUCGUCAGCUGUGUCUACACCGAUGAUGCCACGAACAAAUUCACCUCAUCAACGUUCAUCAUCAACUGACCCCAUUGAAGAUGAAUUAAUGUCAGCAACUAGAAAUGGCUUUACUCGAGGUCAACGCAUCCGUUCAAGUCUUCCAUUCAUUAUAAAACCUGCAACGAAUAAUUUAAAAUCAAGUUCACUGGGUCUCUGCUUUUUAAUUUGUGGAGACGAAACAAAAAAAGUUCUUUUACCAUCAUAUAUUUCAUGCAUCGAUACACUCAAAGCACUUUUUGUUCGAGCAUUUCCGCAACAUCUGACAAUGAAACAUAUGGACGCCGACGAUGUACGAUUAUAUAUACGUGAACCAGAUAAAGAUAUUUUUUAUCAAUUAGAAGAUAUGAGUGAUGUUAAAGAUCGUUCCGUCCUGAAAGUGGUUCAAUUGAAUAAUACCAACAACAACAAUUACAAUAACAAUAAUACUAAAGCGCAAGUUACAUUUAAGCAACCGGAGUCAGAUGACAUGUCUAUCUAUGUUCCAUUUACAUCGCGUCCUACACUUGCUAGUGAAAUAACUUAUCAAAGGCUAAGUCGUCUUGGUCGAAUGCCAUCAACGACGUCGAUUCCAUCCACAUCAUCAAGAAAUGGAUCAAUGGAGGAUAAAUCAAUAUCAUCUGCUUCAACAAAUCCACAAACAUCAUCGAUUACUUCGUCAUCUCGUUCUCUCAGUGAGCCAAGACGACGACUGGCCACUAAAGAAAUCGCAUCCAAUGCUAAUGAUCAAACAUCAUCCACAAAUGUGAAUUUAACAACUCCUAAGGCUACCACAUCAUCACCAAGAAGUGGUUCAACAACACCGACCACCACUCGCACAGGCGAUGACGACGCUCGUAGUAAAAUGGUUUGGAUGGAAAAACAAUUGGAAUCAUUAACUGAACUUGUUAAAGAACUAACUCGUGAACGAGCUUUGAAUGAACAACAAUCACCAAUGACACCACCAGUAACAAGAAUGGGAUUUCAUAAAGAUAUUAAUGGAAAAUCGUUACGACAACAAUUAUAUGAAUUAAAAGUCAAAACACAUGCCUUACGUAAUGAUCUAGUAUCCAUUAGACGUAUGCAACAGUCAUUACAAGAGAAUUUCAAAGUACAAUUAGAAGAUGCUAAUAAAAAAAUAGAAGAUUACAUUUUACGAUUAUAUCGAAUUGAAACUCGUUCAGAACAAUGUCGUACAGUUGAAAAUGAACUCGAUUUAUAUAUGAUAAAUAGUACAAAAAUUGACCGAGAUUUAGAAGAUUUAGAAGCAUCUGUUGAAGAAUUACAAAAUGAUGUCAAAUCUAAACAAUGUUAUGUAACAAUGAAUGAUGUUGAAAGUUUUGCUUUAGUUCUAAGUACAAUAAGCCGUUCAUUAGUCGACCUUAAAGCUUCGUUUCCAGUAUUACGUGAAAAAAUUUCUUCGCUUGGUCAACAAUCAUGUUUAAAUGAAGAUCAAAAAUUUCUACAAGAAGAGCCUGAACGUCUUGAUUAUACAAUAAAAAAAUGUAAACGUUUAACUACAAUGCUCUAUCAACUCAAACGAUUAGCUAUUAAUCAAGAACAAAAAUCUAUUUCGAUAAAAUCGCGCUGUCACUUUUCAUUCGGUUCAAAUGGUAAACCCACUGAUCGUAAACGUCUAUUAGAACAAAUUGAAUCUGUCACACAAAAUUCUGAUGGCAGACUAAAAGCUAUUGAGAAAGCAGAAAAAUUACGAGAACAUCGUUUACAUUAUGCAAAUCGAUUAGAUUUACUCAAACAAAUGAAAUACAAUUCUGAACAACAAAUGGAUGGACAAGAUACAGGACAAUAUUUUGAUACACGAAGUUUAACAAAUUCAAUACUACUCUCAUCAAGUACACGAACAAGUAUAUGCUCAACACAAUCAACAGCAGACUCAACAGCACUAUCAAAUAAUUGUCCAUCACCAUCGCUAUCGUUUAUUGUUCGUCAAGCAGUAAUCUCUCCAACGAAUCCAUCAUUAACAAUAAAUGAUGCAAAAACUCGUUCGCAAGCGUCAAUGAAACCUCCAUCAAAAGUAACAUUUUCUCAACAAUUAAUAACAAAUGGAAAAUCCUCAUCAAAUUCACGUGAUCAUUCAACUGAUUCCUAUUUAUCUACGAAUGGCAUUUGUGUGAAUAAAAAAAGCAAACCAACACCACCACCACGCGUACAAAGUACGUCAUCAUCUGCUGUUUCAAGUGCAACAUCUUGUUCAUCAUCUAGUUCAUCAACAUCAUCGAAUGGUAGCGGAAAUUCAUGUUCAACAAAUGGUUUUUGUGGUAUAAUACCACUUGUUAUUUCACCAGAUCGUCGUCAUAAUGGCCGAUGUAAUUCGUUUUCAUCUUCAAGUACAGAUACUGAUUCAGUUAUAUCAAAUCCUCGUGGAACAAUUCCACAUAAAUCAUCCACAAUUAUUAAUACAAAACCAAUAUUAGUAUCGAACGGUUUUCAUCAUAAAACAUCAACUAACUCAACAACAUUAAUGCGCGCUUCGGUCACUGAUCUGUAG
Rotaria socialis is the source of this 3393-nucleotide messenger RNA. The record is from the annotation of a GenBank genome assembly. Lineage: Eukaryota; Metazoa; Rotifera; Eurotatoria; Philodinida; Philodinidae.